AUGGCAAGACUCAUGGAAGAAAACAUCCUUGAAAAGAAUUUCAUGACCUUAACAUCUCUUGGCUCUGGUGGAUUUGGGGAGGUGAAGCUUGCCUGCCACCUUCCUACACAUACACAUGUGGCUGUCAAGGUCCUGGAGAAGACAAAGAAUUCUCUGGCUGACAUCAUCACUGAAGUAGAGAUACUUCAAUCUGUUAAACACAGAAAUAUAGUUAAUUUCUUUCAUGUUAUUGACACAAGUUCAACAACUUAUCUGAUCAUGGAAUAUGUUUCAGGAAAGGACCUGGAAUAUUUCCUCCGGGAGAGAGACUUUCUAGAGGAGGAUGAGGUCAGACCAAUAUUCCAACAGGUCGUUUCAGGAGUUCAUUUUCUCCACCAAAAACGAAUUGCCCAUCGUGAUAUUAAAUUGGAAAAUAUCCUUAUUGACAGAGCUGGCAAUGUCAAGCUCUGUGACUUUGGUAUGGCCAGACAGCUGGCAGAGGGGCAGAUGUUGGAGGAAUUUUGUGGCACCUUGGUCUAUUUGGCUCCAGAGAUUUUGGCACGGAAACCCUACGAUGGCCUGGCAGGGGAUAUGUGGAGCUUGGGAGUCCUCCUAUUUGUACUGGUUACAGGACAAUUUCCAUAUAGGGAAUCCACCUUUGAAGGUAUGUACAGGGUCAUCAACACCACAAACUAUCCCAUUCCCUACCACUUGUCAAAACCCUGCAUCAUCCUCAUUGAACAAUUACUCAUGGUCCCUAACCAGCACAGAAUAAUAAUAUGUCAGCUCCAGGAAAGACAAUGGCUGGGCAACAUUAAAGAACAUGUAGCACCUGCAACUAAGGAAAUCCUUUCCAGGGUCAUGGAGACUAUGUGCACCAUGGGCUAUACCUGUGGGGAGAUUGUAUCAUCUCUGAAACACAAGCAACCAAGUAACUUAAUGGCAACCUUCAAUAUCCUCAAAUACAACCUAAGCUGUGGGGACAGCCAUCAGCAGAAUCAGGAGCCCUGCUUAAAUGGCAAUCCUGAAGGUGCCUUUCGGCUUCAACUCCCUUUGAAGAGAAAAGCCAGUGAACCUGCCUUUCCAACAAAUAAAGGAGAUAGGAAGAGACGCAAGAUACACCAUGCCCAAUAG
Messenger RNA from Peromyscus maniculatus bairdii (prairie deer mouse), 1113 nucleotides. RefSeq names its product putative sperm motility kinase W. Gene Ontology annotation, cellular component: nucleus; cytosol; cytoplasm. The record is from RefSeq and is a predicted model, not a curated record. Gene Ontology annotation, biological process: negative regulation of glycogen biosynthetic process; intracellular signal transduction; protein phosphorylation. Gene Ontology annotation, molecular function: ATP binding; protein serine/threonine kinase activity. NCBI's taxonomy places the organism in Eukaryota, Metazoa, Chordata, Mammalia, Rodentia, Cricetidae.